AUGAUUGAAGAUAUACAGAGAACGGUUGGAGAAGUAAUAAAUGACCAGCCAAGAGACAACCAACAACUCGUUUCCUAUUUUGUAGCAAUACCCGUCAAUGGUGCCAACGAGCGACAAACAGGGUAUCGAGUCAGCUUGGAGAAACCCGGCCACUUGUGCGGAGAACGCUGUUCGAUCGAAAAGUAG
Botrytis byssoidea is the source of this 186-nucleotide messenger RNA. RefSeq lists its product as uncharacterized. Lineage: Eukaryota; Fungi; Ascomycota; Leotiomycetes; Helotiales; Sclerotiniaceae. The record is from RefSeq and is a predicted model, not a curated record. Bases 1 to 186 code for a protein of 61 amino acids. The transcript is spliced from 3 exons.